GGCGAAAGAGGGGAUCACGCUCACGAAUAUCGCUAGGGCAUCUUCGGUGGUCGCAUAUUUUUCUUCUGUGUUUAUCGUAUGUGUGCGCAUGUGUUACAUGUAUGUGCUACGGUGUGUUGAGUCUCGUCCUUUCUCGGUUCUUGACAGAAUUUCAAUGAAAUAAAUAAAUACUCAAUUGUGAUCCACGUGAUCGUUGAUUCGUGAUUGUUUGUUGUGAUCUUUUUCAAAUUAACGUAUAUAUAUACGAUAUUAAAGAAAAAUGGUGAGCAACAGUUCUGGGCGUACACCGCGUAUUCAGGUCUUCAGACCAACGUACGAAGAGUUUAAAAAUUUUUCAAAAUAUGUUGAAUACAUGGAGAGUCAAGGAGCACACAAAGCUGGUCUAGCAAAAGUGAUACCACCGCCGGAGUGGGUACCUCGUAAAGGGGGUUAUAACAUUGAUGAAAUGGAUCUGACAAUUCCGGCGCCGAUAUGUCAAGUUGUGACAGGCAAACAAGGCCUUUAUCAGCAGAUAAAUAUCCAAAAAAAAGCAAUGACGAUUAAGGAGUACAAAAAACUGGCAUUCUCCGACCGUUAUAACACACCUCGUCAUUUUGAUUAUGAGGAUUUGGAGAGGAAAUAUUGGAAGAACAUAACUUAUGUUGCGCCAAUCUAUGGAGCUGAUGUUUCUGGUUCGCUCACAGAUCCUGAAGUCACAGAAUGGAAUAUCAAUCAUCUAGGCACUAUUCUUGAUUACGUCAAUAAAGAUUAUGGCAUAUCGAUCGAUGGUGUCAACACUGCUUAUCUAUAUUUUGGAAUGUGGAAAACUACGUUCGCCUGGCACACAGAGGAUAUGGAUCUUUACUCGAUUAAUUAUUUGCACUUUGGUGCUCCAAAAACUUGGUAUGCUAUUCCACCUGAACAUGGAAGACGUCUUGAGAGACUUGCCAGUGGUUUCUUUCCAUGUAGCUAUCAAAGCUGUCCUGCUUUUCUACGACACAAAAUGUCUCUCAUAUCGCCUCAGAUACUGAGACAAUACUCAAUCCCUUGCAAUAAGAUUACCCAAGAAGCAGGCGAAAUAAUGAUCACUUUUCCUUACGGUUAUCACGCGGGCUUUAAUCAUGGCUUCAAUUGCGCGGAAUCUACCAAUUUUGCUGCUCCGCGUUGGGUAGAGUAUGGCAAACGCGCGACUCAAUGCACAUGCAGCAAAGAUAUGGUCAAAAUAUCGAUGGACACAUUCGUCAAGAGAUUUCAGCCUGAAAGGUACGAUUUAUGGCUGCGGGGCGAAGAUGUUGGUCAACAUCCGGAAGACCCAAGGCAAACAGCAGCUCCGUUACCGUCUCAAAUGGAUCUCUUAUGCGCCAAUAACAGUAGUGGUGAACUGCCACAAAGUUAUUUAAGUGCACCGAAAAAUAAGAGGCACACGAUUCAUCGUAAAAAAAAUCUAACCAACACGAAUUCAGACGUGAAUAUGGCCGAGUUGGCGAAUCGUCCAGACAUCCCAGCCGAUGUGAAGAAAGUUUUGCAAGAUUUGGAGCUUGAGGAGAGUGAGGAUCAACCGGAUGAACAACAGUUAGAAGUUUUAGAGGACAUUUGGUUGAAAGCUGGAGAAUUGGAUGCUACCGAGGCAGUUUUAUAUUCAGAGAAGAAUUUCCGUAAAAAAGGACGGAAGAGAAAAAAGAAACCACCGGGCACAGCUGAAAAAGAUCGUAAGGAAAUGAAAGCUAAGAAAUUAUCGGCUAAAGCAUUGGCCAGUGAGGAACCAUCGAGUGCAUCGACGACGCCGAAUAUUAAAACCGAAUAUCGCGAUAUCAUUGGCGAUUCUAUACCGUGUCUCCUCAUACCUGAUCUGAAAGUACAUCAACCAGAGCUUUUGAGCUCAACGACUACGGAAAAUCUCGACGAACCAAUAAAGUCUCAGCAAGACGUUGCAUCGACUUCAGGUACUUCCGAAGUUGCCGACAAAACCUCUAAACGUAAGAAAAGGAGUACGAAAAAUGUGGAACACAAAAAACACAAGCAGAAACACGUUUACAAAAACAAACGCAAUAAGAACGUGCCCCAAGUACCGAUUUUCACUCCUACCGAGACCUUGGACAUUUCUGAUGCCAAUGGACAGAGACAACUCAUGGCUAUGCCGAGUUUGUCGUCUCAAAAAUUUCCUGCAAAAAUGAGUAUCAUGACGAAUACGAUAAAACCCAAUCCGCCGUUGAUACAGGAUAAAAUUGAGAUAAAAAAUGAAUUUGACGACGAUGACGAAGACGACAACAUUCAAUUGGACAUACCGAUGUCACCGUCUCCACCCCCGCUCGAUAAUUACCUUGAACAAAAGAAUUUAAUGCUAUCUAUGAAACAAGAAUCUUCUGCGUUGUUUGUGAAGCAAGAACAUACGAGUGAAGCUGCGGUUCAAUGUUCCAAGCUUGGGACCUCAAUAAAUAUCAAAAACAAUUCAUCGGUUGAUACAAAUCCGUCAUCACGCAUAAUACACAAACCGAUUGGAAUGACUCUUCUUGGUAACUCCGGGGUUUAUGCACGCAAGGAUAUAAUAAAAGCAUCGCGUCUCAGUGUUUUAGAGAAGCAUUACGCACCCUAUCAGCGUAAAACUCCACCACCCGACCCAAUGAGAUCUUUGGAGAGCUCCAUAACCACAGACAAAGACGUUUGCAGCGCUGUCGAUGGUUUAAUGGGACUUCGCGAACAAUCGCGCGUUGCAACGUUGCAAGACGCGAGGUUUUGUUCCAACCGACCCAGCGUGUUUAUGCCAUCGCCGAUAUUUCCACGCAACAACGACAUCGUAAAUUCAUCUUUCCAAGGAGGAAUUUCUGAUCGCUCGGAAUGGCGCGAGUCCAUUGAAACUCCGGGAAAUCCUAUGAGAACUAGUAAUCACAUGCAACUUGUCGAUAAAAUGCGAAUGCAAAAAUCCUCAUUUCCCAACUCCGCGACAACCGUAUCUCCGAUCAAUCAAACUUUUGGAUUCGGACUCGAUAAAAAAUCCUGGGAAACUAAGAAUGUCGAUCAUUCGAAUGAUCCUACGAUCCAUAAAAAUUGGCACAAUCAGGCGCAUAGUUUCAACGAAAAAACUGCCGGCGAUGGUAGUCAGCCGGCCACAAGUAUCUGCCUAACUGGUCAAACGACAACUGGUCAAAUAUCUGCUGGACAAGGGCCUCUCGUAUUUUUGAAAUCCAACAAGCUUCAUCUCGCCUCAAGAUCUUACCUCAUCGAAACGAAAGGUACUUCAGAAUCGAGUGCGUUACAGCUCACAGCUUCAGGAGGAAUCGGCAACGUCGAUAGCAGAAGCAACAGUGACGCUUUAGUUUCAGCUUCCAUACUUACUCCUGCAAAAACACCGGAACCAAAAACUGUUGCGUUUUAUCUGAAACAAACAUCCGAAACAGCGAGUAGAGCACCGCGCAAGAGCAUAAUGCCUGUAAAGUUCAUUAAGCCCACUGUAAGCGAGAAUUUAUUGAGAAAUUCGAACGUAAAUGGACGUCCAGAGGGAAAGUCACAGAUGUGUUCGAUCGCUACGCAGGUUGACAAUCGCGUGACGAUAAGCAUGUCGAGUUGCGCUGCUAUGGGUAAAACGAUUUUGAAUCAGGAGCAGCGAGCAGAUAAAUACACUAGCGGCAAUUACGCUAAACCGAGUCACAGCAUUAACAAUAGCGAGCAAAAAAACGAGCCAAGUAUUAUCCACGUUGAAAUAACGACGCCGGAGCCCAAAUUUAUCCCGAAACCUCCAAGCUCCGGGAAUUAUAGUUUUGCAGGUGAAAAUUAUGGAUUGAAAACACAAACGCAACAUAUUGUAUCCUCGAGUGGUGUCGUUAAAUUGCCAGUAUCGAAAGCAAAGAAAACGAGCGUAAACAAAAGGAAAAUUAAGGAAAAAGAUAAAAAAUUAUCUACUACCGAGCCACAUACCACGGAAUCGCAACCACCGGUUCUCACUGUCGAACAAAUAUCACCUAUCAUUCACCACCAUAAGAGCUAUAAUCACGAAAUUGUAAAAACACCAAAUGCUAACAAUUACUCACCGAUACCAGGACACAUAUCCGAAAUGCUGUUCCCUAGCAAUUCGGAACUCGAUCUUUUGCAAGCCUUCAAUGAUUACUGGAGUGCACAGGUAUCGCAUUGCGCUGUGUGUGCUGCAUUUACCUCGAGUAGUGGUGGCAGCCGGCAAAUGCCACCUGAUUGGAAAUACUGCAAACCCACCGUUUUACCUGAAAGUUCACCGAUAUGGGUAUCGUCAACACUAUUUGCUGCAAACUCCAAAGAACAGGGCGUCGAGCCAGAAAAUGAUAAACUUCUGAGCUGCCGUAAUUGUCAUGUAACCGUCCACGCAUCUUGUUACGGUAUAACAGUACUACCCAGCGAUCUGCCGAAUUGGGCCUGUGACAAAUGUAAAGCCGGAAUGAAUCACGUCUCAUGCUGUUUAUGUCCAAUGCGAGGUGGUGCACUGAAGCGAACCAGCGACAGUCAAUGGGCUCACAUGCUUUGCGCCCUUUUAAUACCCGGCGUCACAUUUAAAGAUCCAAUAAACAAAGAUCCUAUAAAUGUAUUGACGAUCAAACCGGAUAUACUCAAGCAACAGUGCUGCUGUUGCGGCCAAUUCACUGGUGCAUGUCUCAGUUGUCACCAUUGCGAUGCUCUUUUCCAUCCCUAUUGCGGUCUAGUUGCCGGCGCGACGUUCGUUAUACCUGCUUACAAUUCUAAGGAACUACAGAUAACUUGCCACGGACACGGUAACGGGAAGGAAAAGAUUCCGAAGAUUCGCCAGGGUGAAAUGGUGUGGGCAAAACAUCGCAAUAAACGUUAUUACAAGGCUAGAGUCGACUCCAUUCGCGACACCUUAUUUUACAUGGUCGCAUUCAAAGACAACAGUUUUAGCGACGAUCUCUACCCAACGGAUAUAACGAAUUAUGACGUUGGCAAUCCUCCGGGGAUCGGUGCAGCUGUCACUGUUAAUUGGACCGACGGACAAAUUUACGAAGGUGUUUUCGAGGGUCAAAAUCAUAGAGUAAUGUACAACGUGAUCUUCGAGGAUGGUUCUCAGUUGAGCGUAAAUCGCGAUCAAAUAUAUAGUCUACACGAAGAUUUGCCGAAGAGAGUGCGCUCGCGUUUGUCCAUGGCGACUGAAAUGAAGCACCGAUAUCAUCUUUACGGAAUCGAAGAUCAGUCUGAUGCCCAGAGGAAGGUAAAACACACGAAAAAGUUUGACUGAACCGAAAGAGCAUUGAGUGAUGAUCCUUUUAUUGCUGUAAAUAAUUGUAAACUUUGCAUAGAUCAUAUCUAUAUGAACCGGCGUCUUAUAUACAUAUAUGUGUAUAUAUACAUAUAAGUAUAUACACUUAUCAUUAUGAAUACAAAUAUGUAUGCACAUAUACAUACACAUAUACAUAUAUAUAUUUAUUGAAAAUCGAUUUUCUUAGUUAUGAAUGUCUAUGCAGAACGUGAAUUCUAUGUUUUCUUUUUUCGUUAUUUUUCGAGUAUAUUGCGUGGCGUGAAGUGAUUUCGAGGUACCAGCCAAUGUGCUAUACGGGAAUCGAUAUUUUACGUUCUAUUUAUUUGUUUCCGUUCAUUUUUACGGACACCCGAAUACUUUCAUUUAUACAAAUAUUUUCGUGUGAAUGAUCAACCUUUAGAGACUAAUUAUAAAAUCAAUCAAACAAAAAGAUUCCAUGUUCGAUGAUACUUUUGACUCAAUAUUACAAUAAAAAACCGUCCUCGAAAUUACAGCACAUGCAUUCGCAAUAGGAUGCAAUUUGAUUUUUAUCGAUAAUAUUAUCAUGUCAAGAAUUGCGUUGUACGUAGAGGAAAGAAUGGUCGCUUUUUUAUAGGAAAAAAAGAAAUUUUCAUAGUUUACUGAAAAUGAGAUCAGUAGUUGAGGAACAAUGUUUCUACUCGUCGUCAAAAAUACUUUUAGCUGAAACAACGUUAGCGAUCUUCAGAUUAUUGUCGAAUUCCUAUCAAGAUCGUUUCUAACGGAGUGGAUUCUUUUUUUUUCUCCCAUUUUUCUGUGUCCCAUUGCGACGCGCAUCGAAAGUUCUUCAUCGAAGCUGGACAUUCGAGAAUAUUUAUUUUUUUCUCCCGAUAAAUAUCGUUAUCAUUCAUUUUCGUGUCUAUUUUUCCGUCUUUCGUCGACCAGGAUUCAACCACGAUGUUCCGCAUCCCCCCCCCCCCCCCCCAUUUCACAACCGCAUUAAUCUGUAUUAUUUCCUUCGCAUCGACAUGAACUCUUCUGAAACGUUCGAUUCAGUAUCCCCCCUUCGCUCCCCGUCUCCUUGUACAGUACUCUUAACUCCGAGUAGUUUUUUGCGUUUCUACGUCCUCUGUCCAUUUGUUUCCACAGCUAUAAGAGUAAUUAUGUAUACAAGAAAAAAAAACCACCAAAAUAUCCGUAGUGCAAUUGUCGAUCGAACCACCAUGCUCUUGCGAUGGUUAUUUUAAAUAAAACUAUAAAGAUUAAGAUAUUAAAAUACGUCUGCUAGUGUUUAUAAACGAUGAGGUACGAUCCGAGACUUUGAAUUUGAAGCAUACGAGAAAGACUAAUGUAAACAUAGGGAUAUUCGAUUCAAGGGGCUCGUAUCAUUGUCUACCGCUUACUUUUCGUGAAACUAAUUGAAAAAAAAAAACAAAAACAAAAACAAAAAAAUAUAAGCAUCGAUACCAGAUUUGUAUCACAUAUUAAUUGAGAAUCGGUCUGUGACACGAGUUCAUCGAUCGAAAUUUUCACUAGUGAUUUAUAAUAAAAUUCGUUUACUAGUCUAUCAGAUUGCGUUUGCAGUUACAACGUGUGGUAGACCGUACGGUGACGACGAAUGUAAAAAAACAAAAAAAAAACAAAAAAAAAAUCAAGAAAAAAUUACAGAACACGAAACGGUUAUGCCCGAAAUUAUAUGUGAUGCGUGCGAUCUGUUUUAUCAUUGUUUAGAAACAAAAAUAGAAUAUUAAUUAAAUGAGAUGAUAAAAAACGAGAACUUUAUAUUAGCUGACGGGACAUUAGCAAAUGGGAGAUUUUACGUGUAUAUUGUAUUUCUCCCUGAGCGUAAAGACUCGCAAUGGAAGAAAGAAAAAAAAAAUAAAAAUUGAAAUGAAAUAAU
Molecule: messenger RNA, 7070 nt
Organism: Venturia canescens
Lineage: Eukaryota; Metazoa; Arthropoda; Insecta; Hymenoptera; Ichneumonidae
Exons: 10
Coding region: 260-5191 (1643 amino acids)
Biological process (GO): chromatin remodeling; regulation of gene expression
Cellular component (GO): chromatin; nucleus
Molecular function (GO): histone H3K9 demethylase activity
Source: RefSeq, a predicted model, not a curated record